AUGGCUACGCCGUCGGCCAAACCUGGCGCAACUCCAACCCACCUCUCCUCUCCCCAUCCGUCCUCCGCUCCUCUAUCUCGAUCUCUCGCCCAUAAAUCACCUUCAAUGAGGACACCCACAGGCUCAGGGCCUGGCCAUGCACACCAGACGAGUGUCUCAUCCCACCAAUAUGCGACGCCCCUCGCUGCGACUAGUGGGGUUGAUGACCCCGUUAAUUUCACCUCCCCUUCAGCUCUUUUAGCACUUGGUGGGUAUGCCGGUAUUAGCCCAUCUCCGGUGAUCCAUGACGGUCUCGUUGGUGCGGGAAUGAAUGAGAACGAUAUCCAGAACCUCGGGAUGCAGGGAAUCAAGCUUGGAGUCGCGCGCGACAAUGACGAAGAGCAGAGACAUCGCAUCGAAGAAGUUGUCCAGCUGCUGCGGGCACGGGUGUCUGGCAGAGGUAUCUCCCGUGAGGGCGUGGAACGACUGAGUCGACUUGAAGGCUUCGAAUCAAUCUGGCAGGGUGAUAAUCUCAAUAUCGCGGGUAACUUCGUUGAUCUUGAGAUCGAUUUCUACGCUGGCCUUGAUGUUGUCAAAGAUGUCAGCUUGCGAUAUGCCACACCCGAAUACACAGAAGGCGUGCGGCGAGAAGAGGCUACGGCAGUUCUGAAACGGACACUCGCACAGUCCCCGGAAGACGCCGAAUGCGGGAAAUGGAGAUCUCUCCAAGAGUUCCACGAAAAUCUACACUGGCUUGCAAAACUUGAUAAACUUAGCCAAGAAGUUAAUUGCUUCGAGGCCUUGGAAAAUCUUGAAGAGAACUUCAAGCGGAUAUGGAUGGAGGAAAACAAGAAUGGGAAGCACGGCGGUGAAUACCAGCAUCUUUGCGCUGGUGUGCUUGGUCGUCCUACAAUGCAUAAGGGGAGUCGAAUUGGGCUCGGUCUGCAGUACUGGAUCGAGCAAGCCAAAGUCUUGGAUGCCAAAUCGAAUCUCCCGUCUUCGGAUGCUAUGGAGAUUGAUCCGCAACAUGAUCAAGGAUCAAAGGACGAAUUGGAUGAUCAAGAAAGAUCAUGGACUGUUAUGAUUGAAUGUGAAGAAGGAUAUCCAUCACUUCGUAUCUCGAAGGAAUGGGUCGGGAAUGAACCUUUUACUGCAGGUGAAAGCACCGAAGCACUUCCUUCAAACGGUGCUGCCGGGUCUGUGAACUGGCUUGAUCCUCCUCAGACUGUGCGGUUGACUCAUGGUAAUCAUGACCCUAUGGCUUUAGACUCCAGCAUGUUGGAGUCAUCGCCACCCAACCGCCGAUUUGUCGGUAAACUUGAGCCUGCGCUCGACGUUCCUAUUCUCGCAGCCUCCGAGAUUUACCGGCAUCUUGGUAUGACCCUGCCGCAGGAGUUUAAGAUGAUCACAUAUGAUGCCUUGUUGGUAUCAGAAUCCUCGCCGUUAACAUCACCGGAUUCGUCCCCCCAAAUUGGUCGCAGGAAGCGCCGCAUGUCAGUGCGUGGCGUUGACUCGAAGGGCGAAAAAUAUACGAAACAACAUAACUACACAUUCCAAACCUUUGAGUCUAUAACUGGUCGGACUAUCCGUGAUUUGCCUUUCUCACACCCUCGACAACUCUCAGAUAUUCUUCCCAUCCUCCGACAAUAUGCCGUCCUAGCCAACCUAAUCCGCAAGACAUGGAAAUUCCAAAAGCCCCCGCCCCCUCCCAUCCAAGCCCAAGACCUCUUUGUUGGCCAAGACGGACCCAUCAUUUUGAAUAAUGACGAUCCCAAUCAGGACCGGUUAAAUAUGAUGUUGGGUCUGAACAGCCUGGAUGAAACCAGCAGCAUCGGCACUGUAGCCGGAACUUCAACCCUUUCUUUUGACGGAAGAAGCCCCCGGCAACUAUCCAAGGACGGUGUAAAGGUGGACGUGACAUUACGCAUCCAACUCGGCCAAGCGCCUGCCCUCAUGUUACUCAUCACAGACCAGAGUGAACGCGAAGAGAGCCCCCAGGCCUCUCAAUCCACCGAACCUUCCACGCAAAUCGCUAUCUGUUUCGAAGUCGGGCUCAACGGCCGUAUCUCGGUCGUGGAAACUGCUGGCUUUGUGGACGGCGAGCAAGGCGGAGACACUGAAAUGCAGGGCAUGGAUAACUCAGAUUCGGAUCUGCAAGAUGUACAAAAGAAGAUUGCUAGGGUGCUUGAAGUUUCCCAAGACUUGAGCAUACUGGUCGAGUGGGUCCUGCGUUGGAUGCAACAACGGGCUGGGAAUGUGUGA
This is a messenger RNA of Penicillium paradoxum, 2241 nucleotides long. RefSeq names its product RNA polymerase II mediator complex middle subunit MED1. Gene Ontology annotation, biological process: regulation of transcription by RNA polymerase II. The transcript has 3 exons. The record is from RefSeq and is a predicted model, not a curated record. Bases 1 to 2241 code for a protein of 746 amino acids. Lineage: Eukaryota; Fungi; Ascomycota; Eurotiomycetes; Eurotiales; Aspergillaceae. Gene Ontology annotation, molecular function: transcription coregulator activity. Gene Ontology annotation, cellular component: mediator complex.